CUUAAACUAAAGGAAGAAGACGAAGAAGAAGCGCGGAAGUAACAUCCGAUGCGCAUGGCGCUGUUUGAAUAAUUAUUUGUCCUAUGUUUGCAAACCAUUUUUUUCUGUAUUGUAUGAGCAUUUAUAUAUACUGACUACUUUAUAACAGAAUACAGUAUUCUACAAAAUGGAGGCAGAUCUGUACGAUGAGUUUGGGAAUUACGUUGGUCCAGAGCUGGACUCCGAUGAUGAUGAAGAUGACCUGGAAGCAGAAGACAGGGAUGUUGAUGAGGGUGAUGAAGAUGACGACGAUGAGCCUGCUGAUGCAGAUGAUGAUGUCCCAGGCAUGGAGGUGGUCUUGCACGAGGACAAGAAGUACUACCCAACAGCCGAAGAGGUUUAUGGGCCAGAGGUGGAAACUAUUGUGCAGGAGGAGGACACACAGCCUCUUACAGAACCCAUUAUCAAGCCUGUGAAGCACAGGAAGUUCACUUUGAUGGAACAGGAAUUACCUGCCACUGUUUACGACAUGGAAUUUCUUGCAGACCUGAUGGAUGGUCCUGAACUGAUCCGUAACGUCACCCUCUGUGGUCACCUUCACCAUGGCAAGACUUGUUUUGUGGACUGCCUGAUUGAGCAGACACACCCAGAAAUAAGGAAGAGGGAUGAUGUGGAUCUCCGAUACACAGACAUCCUCUUUACUGAGCAGGAGAGAGGAGUUGGCAUCAAAAGCACUCCUGUCACAAUGGUCCUGCCUGACUCCAGAGGAAAAUCCUACCUUUUUAACAUCAUGGAUACACCAGGUCAUGUGAACUUCUCUGAUGAAGUCACAUCUGGAAUGAGGAUCUCAGAUGGCGUUGUCCUCUUUAUAGAUGCAGCAGAAGGGGUGAUGCUGAACACAGAGCGUCUGAUAAAACAUGCAGUUCAGGAGCGCAUGGCGAUCACCAUCUGCAUCAACAAGGUGGAUCGGCUCAUUGUGGAGCUCAAACUGCCUCCAACAGAUGCUUAUUAUAAACUUCGCCACAUUGUGGAUGAGGUUAAUGGUUUGCUCAGCACAUAUUCCACAGAUGAGAACCUGGUGGUGUCUCCUCUCCUUGGAAAUGUGUGUUUUGCCAGCUCUCAGUACAGUAUCUGUUUCACCCUGGGGUCUUUUGCAAAGAUCUACGCAGACACCUUUGGCGACAUAAACUAUAAUGAGUUUGCAAAGAGGCUCUGGGGAGACAUUUAUUUCAAUCCAAAAACUCGCAAGUUCACAAAGAAAGCUCCCAGCAGCAACUCUCAGCGCAGCUUUGUGGAAUUUGUCCUGGAGCCUCUCUACAAGAUUCUCUCACAGGUGGUUGGGGAUGUGGACACAUCUCUCCCUCGAGUUUUGGAUGAGCUUGGUAUCCACCUUACGAAAGAGGAACUGAAGCUGAACAUUAGACCCCUGCUCAGGCUCGUCUGUAACAGAUUCUUUGGAGAGUUCACUGGUUUUGUGGAUAUGUGUGUGCAACACAUCCCAUCACCACAAGAGGGCGCCAGGACAAAGAUAGAGCACACUUACACUGGAGGUCUCGACUCAGAUUUGGGUGAAGCCAUGGCUGAGUGUGAUCCUGAUGGUCCACUGAUGUGCCACACCACUAAGAUGUACAGCACAGAGGAUGGGGUUCAGUUCCAUGCGUUUGGCAGGGUGCUGAGUGGGACUAUUCAGGCAGGUCAGCCCGUCAAGGUGUUAGGCGAGAACUACACUCUGGAAGAUGAGGAAGACUCCCAGGUCUGCACUGUGGGUCGUCUCUGGAUCUCUGUUGCUAGAUACCAAAUUGAAGUGAAUCGAGUGCCUGCUGGUAAUUGGGUUCUCAUUGAGGGUUGCGACCAGCCAAUCGUGAAGACCGCCACAAUCACAGAACCCAGGGGGAACGAGGAGGCUCAGAUUUUCAGGCCGUUGAAGUUCAACACAGCUUCAGUUAUCAAGAUUGCAGUGGAGCCAGUCAACCCGUCAGAGCUGCCGAAAAUGUUGGAUGGCCUGAGGAAGGUCAACAAGAGCUACCCAUCUCUUACCACAAAGGUGGAGGAGUCUGGAGAGCACGUUAUCUUAGGGACAGGAGAGCUUUACCUGGACUGCGUCAUGCAUGACUUGCGGAAGAUGUAUUCUGAGAUUGACAUUAAGGUUGCCGACCCAGUUGUGACUUUCUGUGAAACGGUGGUGGAGACAUCAUCACUUAAGUGCUUUGCUGAGACCCCGAACAAAAAGAAUAAGAUCACCAUGAUUGCUGAGCCCUUGGAAAAGGGACUUGCUGAGGACAUAGAGAACGAAGUGGUGCAGAUCACAUGGAACAGGAAGAAGCUGGGAGAGUUUUUCCAGACCAAGUAUGACUGGGAUCUGCUGGCUGCCAGGUCUAUCUGGGCCUUUGGACCGGACACAACGGGACCAAACAUUCUUGUAGAUGACACACUGCCGUCUGAGGUGGACAAGGCGCUGCUUGGUUCAGUCAAAGACAGCAUCGUCCAGGGCUUCCAGUGGGGCACCAGGGAGGGACCUCUGUGUGAUGAGCCCAUCAGGAAUGUCAAGUUUAAAAUCCUGGACGCUGUUAUCGCUCAGGAGCCUCUCCACAGAGGAGGAGGUCAAGUUAUCCCUACAGCCAGGAGAGUGGUGUACUCUGCUUUUCUCAUGGCCACUCCGAGGCUGAUGGAGCCAUAUUACUUUGUAGAAGUUCAGGCUCCUGCCGAUUGUGUAUCUGCAGUCUACACAGUGUUGGCUCGAAGAAGGGGUCAUGUCACUCAGGAUGCACCUAUUCCUGGCUCUCCACUGUACACAAUUAAGGCUUUCAUCCCCGCCAUCGACUCCUUUGGCUUUGAGACGGACCUUCGUACACACACUCAGGGUCAGGCCUUUGCUCUGUCUGUGUUCCACCACUGGCAGAUUGUGCCUGGUGAUCCCCUGGACAAGAGUAUUGUAAUCAGGCCUCUUGAGCCGCAGCCCGCGCCCCACCUGGCCAGAGAGUUCAUGAUAAAGACCCGAAGGCGCAAGGGUCUAAGUGAAGAUGUGAGCAUCAGCAAGUUCUUCGACGAUCCCAUGUUGUUGGAGCUGGCAAAACAAGACGUGGUGCUUAAUUAUCCCAUGUGAGAUCGCAACAGUCUCCACAAACAACACCAACACCUUCACUGGAUAUUCAACAGCUAAUAUGACUUCUUACCAGGAUAUUUGGAGUAAAACCUUAUUCUUCUUUUUUUUUUUCUUUCUUAUAGAUUCAGGUCAUAAAUAGGUUUUUUACAUGUACACAGCUGUUUUAUUAGCUUGCUCUCUGUUCAGGUAAAAACCACACAAUUAGUUUGAUUAAAAAAAACAUGCAAAUAUAUAGAAUUGUUAAAGAAGGUUGUUGCUCCUCAAUUGUCUUGUAUUUUUAUUUUUAUAUGUACAAAUGAUUGUUUUUGUAACGUAACUUUGAAGUUGGGGAAAAAGACUUUGGAUGUUAGAUCUGGCAUAAGUGAAUAAACGAUGUUUGGAAUUUAAA
This is a messenger RNA of Melanotaenia boesemani (Boeseman's rainbowfish), 3470 nucleotides long. It is a transcript of the gene eftud2, whose product is annotated as elongation factor Tu GTP binding domain containing 2. Gene Ontology annotation, biological process: mRNA splicing, via spliceosome. Gene Ontology annotation, molecular function: GTPase activity; GTP binding; U5 snRNA binding. The transcript is spliced from 28 exons. The record is from RefSeq and is a predicted model, not a curated record. Gene Ontology annotation, cellular component: U2-type catalytic step 2 spliceosome; cytosol; U4/U6 x U5 tri-snRNP complex. NCBI's taxonomy places the organism in Eukaryota, Metazoa, Chordata, Actinopteri, Atheriniformes, Melanotaeniidae. The coding region runs from base 167 to 3082 and encodes 971 amino acids.